UUAUUCUUUGUCCCCCCAACUCAUCUAUUUAAUUCAACCUCCUUCCUCGCAUUUUCUCACACCAAUUUCCUCUUCUUCAUCAUCGUUAGGCCAAUCUCUUUCUCUGGCCCUUCAUUCUCUCAGUGGGACAAAUGGCUGUCAUGCAACUUUUUCUUGUGGGUUUAUUCUCAAUAACCAGAUUUGGAUUCGCCCAUGGCUGGACCAGCGCUCAUGCUACAUUUUAUGGCGGCGGUGAUGCAUCCGGCACAAUGGGUGGGGCGUGUGGAUAUGGGAACCUAUACAGCCAAGGAUAUGGCACCAACACAGCUGCUCUGAGCACUGCUCUGUUCAACAAUGGCCUCAGCUGUGGAGCAUGCUAUGCAAUCAAAUGCAACAAUGAUCCACAGUGGUGCCUUCCCAAUACAAUAGUGGUCACUGCAACAAAUUUCUGUCCGCCCAACAAUGCACUACCUAACAAUGCAGGGGGAUGGUGUAAUCCUCCACUCGAGCAUUUCGAUUUGUCAGAGCCUGUGUUCCAACACAUUGCUAAAUACAAGGCUGGGAUAGUACCUGUUAUGUACCAGAGAGUGCCCUGCAACAGAAAGGGCGGAAUUCGAUUCACCAUUAAUGGCCAUUCCUACUUCAAUUUGGUGCUUAUCACUAAUGUUGGAGGAGCAGGGGAUGUGCACGCAGUCUCCAUAAAGGGAUCUAAAACUGGGUGGCAGCCAAUGUCACGAAAUUGGGGCCAGAAUUGGCAGAGCAACAGCUACUUGAAUGGGCAGAGUCUGUCAUUUCAGGUCACUACCAGUGAUGGGAAGACAAUUACCUCCUACAAUGUCGCUUCAAACGGCUGGCAAUUUGGCCAGACUUUUAGCGGCGCCCAAAUUUAACUGCAGACAGAGAAAUUCUCUUGCUAUUCUCUAAAAUAUUUACUCACAUAUGUAGCCAAGGAAGGCAUCUGAAAUAGUUUUACUCACAUAUGUAGCCAAGUAGGCAUCUGAAAUAGUUUUUAAGUUUUUUAUAUACCCACUGGUGAUUUAUUACAGUGCUGUGGCUGCACUGGUUAUGAAAGGCAGCAGCAGCAGUCGGUCUCAUGUGACCAUGGUUUUGAUUUAAUUAGCAGGACAUAGGUAGUGCAUUGGGCUUAAGCCCCUGGCAGAGGUGGACUACUGAGUCACUGACACCCGCCCUUCUGCGCAGUUAUUUUCUAUAAUUAGAAGCUUCCUGACUGUGUUUUUCCAGAGCACAACACUUCUGCUCUUAACAGAGGCAUUCCUUGUGCUUACAUUGUAAAUAUCAGUUGAUUGACAUAUAUAUAAGUAAUAAUUGUGCUUGUUGAA
This is a messenger RNA of Cryptomeria japonica (Japanese cedar), 1319 nucleotides long. Its product is annotated as expansin-A1. Gene Ontology annotation, cellular component: extracellular region. Lineage: Eukaryota; Viridiplantae; Streptophyta; Pinopsida; Cupressales; Cupressaceae. The record is from RefSeq and is a predicted model, not a curated record. The transcript has 4 exons. Gene Ontology annotation, biological process: plant-type cell wall organization. Bases 132 to 869 code for a protein of 245 amino acids.